Molecule: messenger RNA, 1632 nt
Organism: Mycetomoellerius zeteki
Lineage: Eukaryota; Metazoa; Arthropoda; Insecta; Hymenoptera; Formicidae
Product: fatty acyl-CoA reductase 1
Exons: 10
Coding region: 1-1632 (543 amino acids)
Biological process (GO): long-chain fatty-acyl-CoA metabolic process
Cellular component (GO): peroxisome
Molecular function (GO): alcohol-forming very long-chain fatty acyl-CoA reductase (NADP+) activity
Source: RefSeq, a predicted model, not a curated record
AUGACUGUUGAUCCAGCCAAGUCGAUUCCUACAUUUUAUGCUAGACAAAAUAUAAUACUUUUGACAGGUGCAAUACGAUUUUUGGAGUUUGAAUACUUAGGCAUAUCUAACAAUAAGAUCGACUAUUACGCACAAAUGGUGAUGUCCCUCGGACAAGGAGUGCUAUGUGGAAUUAGAUUUAUUUCAAAAAUAAUUGACAAGAUGACUGUUGAUCCAACUAAAUCGAUUCCUGCAUUUUACAAUGGACAAAGUAUACUUUUGACAGGUGCAACAGGAUUUCUAGGUAAAGCUUUUAUCGAAAAGAUAUUGCGAUCUUGUCCAGGUGUUCGUGAAAUAUUUUUGUUAAUGCGGCCGAGAAGAGGAUCAAACAUUAAUGAAAGACUCGAAAAAAUAUUAAAUUUGUCGUUAUACGAAAAACUGCGCAAAGAGCGCCCUUCAAACUUUGAGAAAUUAAUUCCAAUUUCUGGUAAUAUCAGUGAGAAAGAAUUAGGUUUAUCUGUUGAGGACAAACAAAUGCUGGUUGAAAGAGUGACUAUAAUAAUACAUGCAGCGGGGGAUGUAAAAUUAAGUAAUAGUUUGAAGAACGCCAUAUUUGCUAAUACUAGAGCAACAAGAGAUAUCUGUAUUUUAGCGCAAAAUAUGAAGAAUUUAAUUGCAUUGGUGCACGUUAGUACAGCGUUUACACACGUAAAUGAGCCAUUUAUUAGAGAAAAAGCGUAUCCACCUGUAACUGACUGGCAAAAGAUAAUCAAAAUGGCCGAAACUUUGGAUGAGCAUACUUUAAAUAUUUUUACAGCUAAAUUUUUGGAUUACUUUCCCAAUACGUAUAUUUUCUCAAAAAAUUUAGCGGAAAGUAUAAUACAGGAAUAUUCUUCCUCUUUGCCUUGUGCGAUUAUAAGACCUUCCAUUGUGAUGCCAUCAUUAAAAGAACCAAUUCCAGACUGGAUAGAUAACAUUUAUGGUCCAAUAGGACUUAUGAUUGGUGUUGGAAAAGCAUUAAUACGAGUAUGUUGCUUAUCUAAAGCUUGUAUAAACAUAGUAUCCGUAGAUAUUGUCAUCAAAGCAAUAAUAGUCGUAACUUGGAAGUUAGGACUAACCAUGUAUGAUCAUUUUAUUGUUAUUAGCUUUACAGUAAAUUCUACAUUAACUAUUUUAAACUGUACAAGUCAAAAGCAUCUAACACAUCCAGAUGGUGUUAAGUUCUUUCUCAGUAUUAUGACUGAUGAGAUACCUUUGGAAGGAACUGUCUGGACUCCUAAUACAAUAGUGACCGAUAAUUUUAUUCUGUUUUAUAUAUUAACGGUAUUAUUGCACGUUCUGCCAGCUACAUUAAUGGAUUUAAUUUUAAAAUUCUCUGGACGACGACCCGUGUUCUUACGACUGCAAAGACAACUGUAUGAGGCCAAUCUUGCAGUGAGUUAUUUUUCGUUUCAUAACUGGAAAUUCAGUAAUACAAAUUCGUUGGUACUAAUAUCCUCAAUACCAUCUGACGAUAGAGAUACAUUUUCUUUCGAACAUAUUGGUUACGAUAUUAGAGGGUACCUGAAGAAUUGCACAAUUGGUUUCAAAAAGUUUCUUCUUUAUGAAGAUAUGAAUAGACUGGAUACAGUCAGAGCACGUAGUAAAAGGUAA